Adineta steineri is the source of this 753-nucleotide messenger RNA. NCBI's taxonomy places the organism in Eukaryota, Metazoa, Rotifera, Eurotatoria, Adinetida, Adinetidae. The record is from the annotation of a GenBank genome assembly.
AUGCCUGCUGAUCGUUUUGCACCAUAUCCAUUACCACCACAUAUUAAUCACAAUGAAUAUCGAAAGAAUGCAAAACCAAUUAUGGAAAAACGAAGACGCGAAAGAAUUAAUCGAAGUUUAGAAGAAUUAAAAACUCUUAUUCUUGAUAAUGCAACAACAAAUAAUGUACGUAGUCAUAAAUUAGAAAAAGCUGAUAUUCUCGAAAUGACUGUUAAACAUUUACGAGCUGUUUAUAAACAUAAAUUAGCUAGUGCUGCUGCUGUUGAUCCAACAAUAGCUUCUAAAUAUCGUGCUGGUUAUGGUGAAUGUGCCAAUGAAAUAAUUCGUUUUUUAACUACAACACCAAAUGCUGAUUUAGAAUUAAAAACUAAACUUAUAUCACAUUUAUCAACUCGUAUACAAAAUCUAUCAUCAUUAUCUAUUCUACCACCUAUUCAACCAUCAUUAGCACAAAUACAUUCAACUACUGGUUUAUUAACAAAAACCGAUCGUUAUUCAGUUAAUUCAUCAACAAAUAAUCAAUACAUUUUUAUUUUACCUCAACAAGAACAACAACAACUACAAAGGCAACAACAACAACUUCAAAAUACAUCUACAACAUAUGAUGAAAAUGAUUGUACUUCAACAUCAUCGAAUAAUUCAAGUGAUUGUGAAUCAUUAAGAUCAGAAGUCAUAACAACAACAACAACACCUACAGAUAGUCCAGCAAGUACAAUGAUUGAAUCUCCAUCUAAAGUAUGGCGACCAUGGUGA